AUGUCAUUGGUUGCUUCUCCAUCAAAAGGCGUAAAGAGGACUAGAGAUGGUAAACGUUUAGAAGAUAACGAACAAGAUGUAAUCAUAAAAACUAAAUCUAACGUUUUAGUUGGUAAAUUCUACGUAUCAUUCGUUAAUGAUGCACUUGAGAAGAAGAAAGAGGGUGAAAUUGGUCCAUAUGAUGAACUUAUCUCGCAAUUCACUUCAACUGAUAUACAAGAGUUUGAGAAGCUCAAACCUUGGCUCGAUGCUUUAUCUAAUGUGGUAUCCCAAUUAGACAAAUCUCAUUUAUCAUUAGUUGAAGCUAUAAUGUCAAUCUCGUGGACAGUUUCAAGUCACUCUUUUGUCCAGACGUAUAAAACUUUCGUUUUUAUGUUGGUUAGUGCACAUCCUGGCUACAUAAAGCUUUUACUUGGCAAAUUAAUCAAAGGUUUUACUCAUCAAGCGAAUUCGAAAGCUCUUGAGAAGCUUAGUGAGGAGGAUAAAAAUAAUUUGAAGAGACGUACUGUCUUUGAUCGUUCACACAAUCUACUCAUCAAAUUACUCGAUCUGGUCCCUACUUUACCAUCACUUCUUCAACCAAUUUUAAUUAGGCACUUUCCUCAUAAGAGAGAAAAUAAAGUACAACAGGUAACUUAUAUGAAAAAUCUUUUAUCUAUAAUCAAUUAUUGUCCUGCACUGAGCGAUGAAAUCUUUGGUUUGAUAGUAGAUAGAACCAUUCAAAUUGAUGUUGAAAUUCAAGUUGAACUUGAAGAUCUCGAUGAUGAGCUUGAAGAUGAAACUGAGGCCAUUUUUGAAACUGAGCCGGAUAUCUUUGAAAGAGCUGUCGGUCGAACAUAUUCAGAUGAGGAGUCUAGCGACGAUUCAGAUGAUGAAAACUUAGAUUUCUUAUCUGAUUUGUCUUCUGAUGAUGGUCUCAGUGAUGAUAGUCAGGAUGCACCAAUGCAGGUCUCAGCAAUUAAAGAUUUAGUUCAAAAACUAGAUGAUAUGCUUUUGAUAUUAUUUGAACAUCUAGAAAAAACUAGACAGAACACACAAGAGUUACAACUUAAUCAAUUUUCAACACUUCUCAGCGUCUUUGAACGCACUAUUUUACCAACUUUUAGAUCAAGAUAUACUCAAUUUACUUUAUUCAAAUACUCAUCAUAUGACGCGCAUUUCGCUGAUGUAUUUCAAGGGAUGCUGUUGAGUAAAGCUAUUUUCCAAAGUGAUGAACCAUCGGUGACGAGAAUAGUUGCCGCGUCUUAUCUGGCUAGUUAUGUUAGUAGGGCAAGAUUUAUUGACUCUGAUUCCACAAAACGUGUCGUUGGAUUAAUGUGUGAUUACAUCGGUAAUGAACUUGAUAACGUACCUCAACCAAUUACAAAUUUUAAAUUGAACACUUACAGUGUUUGGUUCGCUAUCGUACAAGCUGUAUUUUACAUUUUCUGCUUUCGUUGGAGGGAUCUGAUGUUAUCAAAUGAUGACGAAACCAUCUUUGAUCAUGCAGAAGCGCUUCCUAUAGGAGGAAAUACCUGGAUACCUGGAUUAGAUGUCCUUCAAAGAGCUAUUUUAAGUCCUUUGAAUCCUUUGAAAGUUUGCGCAUCUACGGUUGUCAAUCAGUUCGCAAAAGUAUCACAAUUCGCUGGAUUCCUUUAUUGUCACUCUAUCAUUGAAAGUAAUAAGCGUUCUGACGUUACACCUUCUAGCAUGUCUUCAUUAUCGACAUCCCUUUUGGGUGUUACUCAAAGUCAGAGUGCAGAACCAUAUCAAAAAGAUACACAGACUCGAUCUCUUGCAGUCUCAAAGAACAAUGGAACAGAAAUUGAAUUAGAUUCAUUCUUUCCAUUUGACCCUUAUCGUUUACCUCGUACGCAGAAAUAUAUUUCUAGUAUAUAUAGAAACUGGGAUGAAGUCGCCAUUAUAGAUGAAGAAGAUGAUAGUGACGAUGAAAGUGAACAUUUAUCAAAAUCAAAUCCUUCUCAAUCACUAGGAAAGUCACUUGAAGCUAUGUCAAUAAGUCCUUUAGCUGGAAAUAAUGCAUUUCAAAUGUAUAGAUAA
This is a messenger RNA of Wallemia mellicola CBS 633.66, 2040 nucleotides long. Its product is annotated as RNA polymerase I-specific transcription initiation factor RRN3. Bases 1 to 2040 code for a protein of 679 amino acids. NCBI's taxonomy places the organism in Eukaryota, Fungi, Basidiomycota, Wallemiomycetes, Wallemiales, Wallemiaceae. The record is from RefSeq and is a predicted model, not a curated record. The transcript has 6 exons. Gene Ontology annotation, biological process: transcription initiation at RNA polymerase I promoter. Gene Ontology annotation, cellular component: nucleus. Gene Ontology annotation, molecular function: RNA polymerase I core binding; RNA polymerase I general transcription initiation factor activity.